GAACCAUCCAUGGAUCGCCACCUCCAUACGCUUGCUUUCACUGUCACAGCCUCCCUCACAUCCAUCUUUACCUCCUUCCAAAGCCUCCCUCCAAGGGCGUGGUGCGCUCUGCGCUGCGCCCAUAUGUAAAGCCUAGCUGAUGAUCAGCUCUCCAAAGAUAUUCAAUUCAGCACGUACUAUUCCUUGUCUGUAUGGCGGUUGCUUCGAUUCCUUUCACUUGUUGCUAACUAAACUAGUGCGGCGGGGUAUAAAGAUCGCCCUCCGCACUUCCCCCACAGUUCACGACUCAACGGGCACACUUUCCCCUCCUCUCCUGCCUCCUGCAAAGCACCUUCCUCACCUCGCUCUCAUGGCCUCAGAGCCUAUAGAGUGCCAGGUUGUGGUGCUGAGGGUGUCCAUUCACUGCCAAGGAUGCAAGAAGAAGGUGAAGAAAGUGCUCCAGAACAUCAAUGGCGUGUACCGAUGCGAAAUCGAUGCCCGGAGCAACAAGGUCGUGGCGACGAUCUCGACGAAGCUCGACCCCUACAUGCUGGUCUCCAAGCUGCGCAAGUCCGGCAAGCAGGCGGAGCUGUUGCCGGAGCAGCCGCCGCCACCACCACCACCACCAGCAGCUGAGAGCCAAACGCAGGAGCCCAAGAACAACCAGCCUGACGAGCCGAGCAAACCCAACGAACCUGCCGAGAAGGGCGGCGCCGACACGGCCGAGGCCGCCGCGGCAGAACCGAGCAACCCUCGGGAGCCCAAGCAGAGCACCGGCGAGGCCCCGAAUCCGGCUCAGGACAGCAAAGAAAAUGCCAGCGCCGAUGAGACCGGCGAUGACACCGCGGCGGCAGCGGCACCGGCACCGGCGCCGGCGCAGCAGGGACCCAGCGAGGCGAAGGGGAAAGCGAAACCGAUGCAGCAGCCGGAGAUGCAGGAUAGGCAGCCGGUGGACGCCAGAGUGACUCUAGAGUACGACCGAGGCGUCGGCGGGGGCCACGUGCACCGCAUGCCGCCGCCGGCAGUGAUGAGCUACAACCAGGUGCGGCCGAGCGUGAGCGCGUCCUACUACGCUCCCGCCCCGUCACCAGCGCCGGCGCCGGCGCCGAUGCCGAUGCCGAUGCCGAUGGCGAGGCCGGGGCCGUCGCAGGGUUACAUCGACGAGCACUACACGCCGUCCUACUACAACAGCAACUACAACCGGUCGCCGGCGUACGAGCCCGAGCCGUACUACUACAGCCGUCCGCAGCCGGCGCCGUACAGCUACCAGUACCAGUACCAGCCGUCUUCUUCGUCGGAGGAUUACUACUACAGCGCGCCGCCGCAGAGGAGCGCCUUCUCGCCGCCGCGGGACGCCUACGGCGAGAUGUUCAACGACGAGAACGCCAAUUCUUGCACCGUCAUGUGAAGGGAUCCGAGGAGUUGCAACAUGAAAAUGGGUUAAUCGUUAGUAGCUAGUUUACUUACAGUUCCUUAUUAAUCAAGCGAGUCUAUAUAUAUAUGUUAGUAGAUAUUAGAAUCCGUAUGAGUAAGGAGAUGUAUUGAAAGCACUGCUCAGGCUUGAUGGCGCUGAAUAAUUGGAGAGCUGAGCUGAGCUGAGCUUGAAUGCUUUGAUGCAUAUGAUAGAGGAGAAUGUGAGGAUCUGAGGGAACAGCUCUGGUGAUGCUCAUCAGAGCAAUUUUGUAAUGUAUGACACGGUUAAACUGGAGACUUCCAAUCUCUUCAACUUCUUCAUCUGAGAACUUUGUAUGUACUUACAGAGAAUAUGAGCGAAGACACGAGCUGUUCUGUUUC
This is a messenger RNA of Sorghum bicolor (sorghum), 1773 nucleotides long. Its product is annotated as heavy metal-associated isoprenylated plant protein 35-like. The transcript is spliced from 3 exons. Gene Ontology annotation, molecular function: metal ion binding. The record is from RefSeq and is a predicted model, not a curated record. NCBI's taxonomy places the organism in Eukaryota, Viridiplantae, Streptophyta, Magnoliopsida, Poales, Poaceae. The coding region runs from base 140 to 1387 and encodes 415 amino acids.